AUGAUCCAGCGUGGUGAAAUUACCCCUAGAAGUACAUUGAAGAAAACACGGAGUGGAUUGGAGAAGGUAAUGGCAGAGAAGAUUCUCUUGGAGCAGGACAUGGGGUAUCGUAAAGCAGCGGAGGCGUUGGAUCGUGAGGCACGCAGUAAGAAGCGGGAGAGGUAUCCGCUGGGCCAUCUCUUCAGUCUGCAGUAUAGGGAGGAUCAUGCAGCAGAGCUAAAUGAGCGUCGGGCAGUGGAGGUGGAACGUAGGGAGGAGCGGAAGCAUACAGGGGGAAAGAAACGGGGGAAGGGAAAAGACACAUGUAGGGAGGUUCAGCCGAUGGAAAACACACAGGGUGAGAGUUCUUCCUUGUCAGGAUAA
This is a messenger RNA of Tremella mesenterica DSM 1558, 363 nucleotides long. RefSeq lists its product as uncharacterized. The transcript has a single exon. The coding region runs from base 1 to 363 and encodes 120 amino acids. NCBI's taxonomy places the organism in Eukaryota, Fungi, Basidiomycota, Tremellomycetes, Tremellales, Tremellaceae. The record is from RefSeq and is a predicted model, not a curated record.